Psylliodes chrysocephalus is the source of this 4225-nucleotide messenger RNA. NCBI's taxonomy places the organism in Eukaryota, Metazoa, Arthropoda, Insecta, Coleoptera, Chrysomelidae. The record is from the annotation of a GenBank genome assembly.
AGACGCUGAAUGAAGUUUUCCGAUUUAGUUCUACGGGAGUUUUGCAGUUGUAGUUUUUUUUUUGGUGCGCUUUCAGUGACUUUUUGAAAAAAAAUUAUAAACAGUUUUCGUUAGUUUUUCGUACAGGAUUACAGUUCAGGUUAACAGUUUCCAAAAAGAUUUCGACAGUGAUCUUGACUUCGUAACUCGUUUCAUUCGGCGCCAAAAUAAGUUGAACUUGAACUUAAACUUGAAUAAACUUUUAAAAUGAAGGAACUGUUUAGCUUGUGGAAUAGGAUUUUGGGGACGACUUAUGAUGCCGUUAAUACAAAUUCAGUAAAUACAGAUCGUUCGAAAAAGCAGAAAGAACAAUACGACAAGAGCAGGUCGAGGAAAGGUUCUUCCGAAUAUAGAAGUGCCAUUUUAGUCGCCGUUAUAGGAUUGAUCGGCGUUUUAUCAGGAACAUUUAUUCAUGUAGUUAAUCCAUACGAUUUGAUCUACAGAUGGAAAUUGGUAUUUGAAAAAGGAGGUGAAAUUUAUGAAUUGUGGAGAUCUCCUCCAGUAGAAUUAUACUUAAAAGUAUAUCUAUGGAAUGUCACAAAUAAAGAAGCAUACAUGAGUGGUAUUGAUGAUAAACUGAAAAUAGUAGACGUUGGGCCGUACGUUUAUAGGGAAAUGCUAAGCCAUGAAAAUGUUACAUUUAACGAAAAUGGUACUCUAACUGCUGUUCCCAAGCACCCUCUGGUGUGGGUUCCAGAACUAUCCGAAGGAAGAAAAGAAGAUGACCUCUUAAUUUUGCCCAAUAUUGCCUUAUUGAGUAUAGCAGAUGUGGUAUCCGAUUCAUCGUACUUCACAAGAGUUGGACUCAAUAUAGUCAUUAGACAAACGGAGUCAGAACCACUUGUUCAAAUGACAGCCAAAGAAUUUAUGUUUGGAUAUUCCAGUUCCCUUAUGACCCUGGGGAACAAUUUUAUGCCAAACUGGAUAACAUUUGAAAAAUUGGGGCUCAUUGAUAGGAUGUACGAUUUUGAAGGAGACUACGAAACAGUAUACAAUGGUCAAAAACUUGGCGUGAACAAUAUUGGUCUCAUAGAAAAAUACAGAGGAUCAACAAAAAUACCCCAAUGGGAUAGUCCUUGCGGAGACAUCACCGGUGCUUCUGAUGGAACAAAAUUUCAAGGAUACAUACAACCCAAUGAUACUUUAUUGUUCUUCAGAAAGAGCAUGUGCAGAGCUAAAAAACUAAUAAAAGUUAACGAAACCGUAGCUAACGGUUUAAAAGCCUACGUUUACAAUUUCGAUCCAGAAGCAGACGAUAAUGGUAAAGUAAACGAGCACAACAAAUGCUUUUGCAAGGAAGGUACUAAGUGCAAACCAAAAGGUCUGUUGGACGUGCGUGGUUGCUAUUAUGGUUUUCCAAUAGCUUUAAGUUACCCGCAUUUUUUUGAAGCAGAAAAAAUCGUUUCGUCUAAAGUGAUCGGUGUCAAACCGGAUUCUACGAAGCACAAGUCUUUCUUUAUGAUUCAACCGGAAUCUGGUCUUCCUAUCGAAUUAGCUGUGAGAUAUCAAAUUAACAUGGAUUUGGGAAGUAUAAAAUCCAUUGCAAACUGUGAAAGAUUCGAUAAUAUGGUACUACCGCUAUUGUGGACUGAAAUUAGAAUGGACAAACUGCCAGAAUAUCUGGGAGUUCGCUUUAGACUCUACCUAAACAUUCUUCCUCUGAUGGAAAAAUGUCUGAUGAUCAUCUUCCUAGCUGGUGGUGUUCUCUUCUUCUUGGUAUCUCUUUAUAAAUUUGUCAGAAUAACAAAAAAUAAAGCUAUAAACUUCCAAGAUCCGUGGAUAGAGGACGAAUUGGUUCAUAACAUCGGUAGAAAAAUGAGUUAUUUGCCUCAGAAGAAAGCUAGCAUAAGUGCAAAGGAUUUCGAAGUGUACAUAGACAGCAUGGUGCCUUUGUCUAGGGAUAUAGAGCAUGAUUACGAUUAAAGUGAUAUUUGAUUAGACUUUCUGUAUUUAUACUUCUCAUUCAGUGAGAAAUGUAAAGAACAUAUCUCGACCAAACUGCCAGUGAUAUGAAAUAUGCAGGGUUAAGUUAUGUUUUAAUCCCAUUUUAAAGUUGAAAUAUUUUUGUUGAUAGAUUGAAUGUAUCUAAUUUGUCUUUGAGGUAUUUUCUCUAUUACGAUAUGUAUAGUAGACAGUUUUUGUUAUCUUGCUAAAAGUGUUUUUACUUUCAUGAAAAAUAUAGAUAUACGUGCCUAGUAGGGACCAAAAGUUACCGGACCAAGGGUCUGAAAGAAAUAAUAGAAACAGUUUGAAUAGUUUUAUUAUAAUUAACCUUUUAUAUUAUUAUACUGAGUUUGUUCAUCGAGAUAGAAUGAAGUAGGGACAAUAUAAACACUAGUUAGCGAUAUGACAGAUGGACACACUUAGAUUUGAUAAAAGUGAUGGAAAAGAUUAAUCAAAAUGGCGACUUAGAGUCAAUAAUUUUAUGUUCUAAGAUUGACUGUUUCAAGAUUAACGGAAUGAAAAUGUUUUUAUAUCAUUUAAAUGAAGCUUUCUUUUUAAAUUGCAUUUGUUAUUACAAAAACUCACUAGCUCGUAAAAGUGUAAUUGAAAGGUGAGGACAAUAAGUUUUGUUUAAUAGAGUUAGGAAAUACAUGGUCACCAUCCUGUAAUCUCGUACUAGAAACCCACAAAUAGGUAAAAUAGUAGUUUCUUGGAUACAGGAUGAAUUUUGUAUAUAAUUUAUAUAGUAUACAUCACAGAUAGAUCUGAUUUCAAUUUUGAAAAAAUAUUUCAUGUCAACUGAGCCAGUGGCACUGACGUAUUUUUGUGUAAUCUCAAACAUUAAAUCAUAAUUAACCAGUGCAUUUGUUAAAAUCAAUUUAUAGAAUCAUUUGAUAAUUUAUCUUUAUGGUUAAGAGGUACAAAAAGCAAUCUUGCCUAUUUUACCACUUACUUUAGUCAUAAAAAGAUGAUCAUAUAAAAUUGGAAAUAGUAAGUUUUCAAAUUUCAAUUUUUGUAUUUACCGUUUUUUAAAUAUUAUGUUCCAACAAAUUACUUGUAUCAGUUAUGGUUAAAAUUAUUUGAUGCGAUACUAAAGCUGGAAUAGUAUCAUCAUAAUACAGUUCUAUAGUCUAAGUAGAAACAGGAUAGUUUUGACAGAGUCCCUGGUUCCGGUUAUUUUUUUUCUGUUCGACCUAGAUAUUUUUGGACAUUGCCACGUAACUUGAGAUUUAUAGAUACCUUUAAUAUAAUUAGGAGAAUCUGGUUACAAUUGUGGUGGUUAUUUUUUCAAUCGUUAUUUUGUUGACAACUAAAUACUGUAUAGAUAUAUUUUAUAACGGGUGGUCCAACAAGAUUGCAACAUUUAAUUUAUCUGGUAAUUUUUCGAAAUAUUAAUGCCACCUAAAAACAAUAAAUUAACCGAAAGAUGGAAUGUCAUCUAUAAUUAGUCGAAUUGUCAAAUUUGACAUAAUUUGAGUCCAUCAUACUUUGGAUCACUCGUCAAUUUAACAAAAAAACAAAGUUUUAUUUCUAAACCGAUUUUUUAUUAUCGAGCGAAGUUUUAAGGAGUUCCAAAUCAAAAACUUUAACCUAGAAAGUGAUACGAAUAUUGUCGAGAAUAUUUUAUUAUUAUAUUCUCUAAGAUAUACUAAUUUAAUAUUAUUGUUUGAUAAAGAAAAUCGAUUUAGAAAAACUGUUUUUAGACAUUACAAUUAUUUUAAUUAAAAAAGUUUAAUUUUUAAGCAAAAUUUAGAAAGCUUUUCAAAAUCAGUCACAAACUCAAAAUAUCGAGCCAGAUUAUUGCAAAAAAUCUAGAUCUCAAGAAAUAAUAAUUUUAUUCUAUAGGAUCAUUGAGGCCUUAUUAUAUUUUUAAAGAAUUGCUGUAAAUUUUGUUUAAACUUUAGAAUAUAUAAGUUUGAGAUUGUGGAAAUAAUAUAAGCUGGGGAAACAUUUUUAUUGUAAUAACUUUGUUGCAAAUAUUACAAUUAUUUAGUAUAAUUAAUUAAUAUGUUUUAUAUAAUACAAUUUUAUUGUAAUAAUUUGUUUCAGAACGAACAAAGUUGUAAAUAGUUCCUAAAAAUGUGAAAUAUUUAAGCAAUUCAAAAACACCUCAAUUAUUACAAAACGUUAAAAAACAAUAUUUAAUUUAGUGAAUUCUUAUGGUGCAUUUUAGUAAUAUAGUUUUAUUUAUUUUUCGUGAUACCAUGAUAAUGUAUUGUAAUUAUGCUGUUAAGAGGAACAU